Molecule: messenger RNA, 1068 nt
Organism: Schistocerca americana (American grasshopper)
Lineage: Eukaryota; Metazoa; Arthropoda; Insecta; Orthoptera; Acrididae
Exons: 7
Coding region: 1-915 (304 amino acids)
Source: RefSeq, a predicted model, not a curated record
AUGAUUAUUAGUGACAGCAGUGAAGUCACCGUCAUUACUAGUAACAGCAGCAGAGCAACAAACCACCACCACCAGCAUAGGUACCGUUACUAUCAGCAGCAGGACAUCAACAACACAACAGCAGAACUAUCACCAUCAUCAGGCAGAGCUAUAAUCAUCAGCUGUAGAAUCCAGUUCAGCGUUAAUAGCCAGUUUAGCAGAAAGUUCCGCAGCUUCCAGGGCGCUGCAACAUCCAGGAAUGUUACGACAAAAAUCAACAUGCAUCGCAUCCAUCUAAUUCAUGUGUCACAGCCAACAGUGUAUCGUAAUGUAGUACAAGAUAGAAUUGAAUAUCUUCCUUUUGUGAUUUCAGUAUUUGACUUCAUUAACAAUAAGUUCUCUGAAGAAAUAUCUCUGAAACUAAAUGACACAUUAGAUGUUGAAGAUGCUAAUAUCUUUGUGGAGGAAUUGGGUUCACCAGAUGAAUCGUCAGCUCUCAAGGAAGAAGAUUUUCAGGUUGGUGAUAUGGUCACUGAUGACGAAGAGGGAGAGGCAAAUUAUUCCGAGAGUCUUGCCGGCGGCUACAGUGAGAGUGAGGGAAUGGCGGAUACAGCAUCUGUAAUCAGCAUCCCACUCUUCGAACCAGAGAGCUCGUCAAGCAUUGCCGGGAACAAGCAGUCGAGCCACAGCCGCCUGUGCCGCGUGUUCCGUGGGCUGGUCUGCUGCAACGGUGGCCACUGCCUCUGCUCCCAGGGGCAAACAAGGCGUGCCUACCGCCAGAUCCCGCAUCUCAUCCCCAGGGCGAUGCACACGGUGUGGCAGCGGCGAGGACUGCUACGCUGGUGGGUUCGAGGCAGCACAUUCCCGGAUGACGGCCGCUGCCUGCACACUGUGGUUCUGGAUGGGCCAGCGUCGAGCGUCAGUGAUUCUAACUGAUCAUUAUGCAGUACAGAGCGACCUCUAGGCCUAUCAGUGAACUUUCCUACUCUAGAAGGAUCUUUCCCCAAGCUUUCUGCAAAUUUUACUUUUCGUGUGUCCAUUUGUCUGAUGCAACCAGCUUCGAUUUUUCAUCUCAGAAACUGAAUUGCU